Molecule: messenger RNA, 2246 nt
Organism: Benincasa hispida (wax gourd)
Lineage: Eukaryota; Viridiplantae; Streptophyta; Magnoliopsida; Cucurbitales; Cucurbitaceae
Product: Exostosin family protein
Molecular function (GO): glycosyltransferase activity
Source: RefSeq, a predicted model, not a curated record
GUUUGUUUGUUUAGUUCCAUUAUUCGCCGUAGAAAAUUCAGAAGCUUUCUUCUUCCAAUUGAUCUUCCAUCAUUAAUGCCUCAAAACCCAGAUGACUUUUCUUCAACAAUGACCUUCAAUCAAACAUCCUCUCUGCUCAGCACUGUAAUUUGUAAGCUUUCCAUUAAUCUCUUUCUCUGUUUCACAAUGCAAAACCAGAAGCCUCUGGGUUCAGCAGAAAUCCAAAGAUUUCGAUAGCUACCAUUUCUUCUGAGUUUAUACAUACCCAUUCGAAUAUCUAUUGUAAAAUGAGGGGAUUCUGUUCUUUUGAUUCUUAGAGUAUUGGGUAUUGGAUUAGUUUUAAAGGGUUUCUUAAAAAUCCUUUAAUAGAUGCAAAAUGGGAUGGGAUCCCUUUUAACUUGAUUUCAACCUUCUAUCGCCUCUGGUUAUGAAUGAAACUUCUUAACUUGUUUGACUAUAGCAUUGGCGGAUUGUUGUCUUUUCUAAUUCUCUGAAUUAUUGACGGACUUGUCUUCAGCAAUGUCGGAGAAAAGCAUGCUUCCCACUAGGUUAUUUUUGUACUUGAUAACCAUAUCUAUGUUCCUUCUUAUCCUUUCUUCUUUAUUCAUUCUACAAUCCAACUACAAUUCAUUCUUCCCCAGUUCAGUACUCAAGUUCAUUGUUGUUAAUAAUACUUCAAAUUACCUAAAGCCCAAUGUGGAGAAUGAACCAAUGGAGCUUCCUACACAAGCUGUGGAAGCUCCUCCUGUGGAAUCCAAAGAAGCCAUUAGAGAUAGGGAUAUUAAUUAUCCAGUUUCUAAUUUUAUCAAGAAUGAAGAUUCUGUAGAAAAUCAGUCAGUCUUGGGUUGUGAUCCUGCAAAGGCUCGUUUGAGAGUAUUCAUGUAUGAUCUUCCACCUUUAUAUCACUUUGGAUUAUUGGGAUGGAAGGGAGAGAAAGAUCAAAUUUGGCCUGAUGUCAGUAAUAGAAGUCAAAUCCCAUCAUACCCAGGUGGGUUGAAUUUACAGCACAGUAUGGAAUACUGGCUUACACUUGAUCUUUUAUCAUCGAAUGUCCCAAAUGUGGAUCAUACUUGCACAGCUGUUAGGGUGAAGAAUUCAAGUCAAGCAGAUGUCAUUUUUGUGCCUUUUUUCUCAUCCUUGAGUUACAACCAACAUUCUAAGUUACAUGGGAAGCAGAAGAUUAAUGUGAACAAGAUAUUGCAGCAGAGGCUGAUGCAUUUUCUGUUAGGUCAGAAGGAGUGGAGGCGAACGGGUGGAAAGGAUCAUCUCAUAAUUGCACACCACCCAAAUAGUAUGUUGGAUGCGAGAAAGAAACUGGGCUCGGCUAUGUUUGUGCUUGCAGAUUUCGGAAGGUACCCAGCUGCAAUUGCAAAUGUUGAAAAAGAUAUUAUUGCUCCUUACAGACAUGUAGUGAAGACAGUUCCUAGUACCAAAUCUGCUACAUUUGACGAGCGUCCUAUUUUGGUGUACUUUCAAGGAGCUAUAUACAGGAAGGAUGGAGGAGUAGUUCGCCAAGAACUAUAUUACCUUCUGAAAGAUGAGGAAGACGUUCAUUUUACUUUUGGAAGUGUUAAGGGGAAUGGAAUCAACAAGGCAGGCCAAGGAAUGGCCUCAUCCAAGUUCUGCCUCAAUAUUGCAGGAGACACCCCAUCGUCUAAUCGACUUUUUGAUUCUAUUGCAAGUCAUUGUGUUCCUGUUAUUAUAAGUGACGAUAUUGAGCUGCCAUAUGAAGAUGUCUUGGAUUACUCAGAGUUUUGCGUCUUUGUCCAAGCAGCAGAUUCUAUAAGGAAAGGUUAUCUACUGAAUCUUCUUCGUGGAAUUGGACGAGAUAAGUGGACAAAGAUGUGGAAUAGAAUAAAGGAAAUUGUGCAUGAAUUUGAAUAUCAGUAUCCAUCUCAAAGUGGUGAUGCUGUUGAUAUGAUUUGGCAAGCAGUGUCACGUAAAGUGUCAAAAAUAAAAUCUAAUCGGAAUAGGAAGAACAGGUACCGUAGAUCUCAACUUCUCCUAAAGAACAGUUGAUAAUGAAAUCAAUGAACAUAGGAAGUUUUGUAGUCACUGAGAUCUAUAAUCCCUUCUCCAUAUUGCUGUGAUCUUGAAUCUUUGAACUCAAAACAGAGUAGUUUUGAGAUUAUAGGCUGUCUAGAAUUAAUCUCUACUCGAUUAUUCGUUCACUUAACUUGUAGAGUUUAUUGCAGCCUUAGACCUUAUCAUCUUCAUUCUUGUUCAGUUUUUGACAGCAUACAUUA